Messenger RNA from Echinops telfairi (small Madagascar hedgehog), 1723 nucleotides. RefSeq names its product amine sulfotransferase-like. Gene Ontology annotation, cellular component: cytoplasm. The transcript is spliced from 8 exons. Gene Ontology annotation, biological process: sulfation. NCBI's taxonomy places the organism in Eukaryota, Metazoa, Chordata, Mammalia, Afrosoricida, Tenrecidae. The record is from RefSeq and is a predicted model, not a curated record. Gene Ontology annotation, molecular function: sulfotransferase activity. Bases 263 to 1141 code for a protein of 292 amino acids.
UACUAAUAUAGCAAAUCAUCUCUAUCAAGUCCACUUAAUAAAGGAUCAAACACUGCUGGAUGCUGACCAAUCGACUCAAAGUAAUACAUCAAAUUAAAGAAAGAAGGAACAAGAGAGAAAAGGAAGAAAAGGAAAGAAAAAGAGGAGGAAAACAAGAAUGAAGAGGCUGAUGUGCAAAGGAGAGGAGAAACAAAUGAUGGGGGCAUGGUUUUGAUGUGGAUGCUGGAGUUCUGUUACUAUGGCAGCAUAAAGGUGAUUAAUAAUGGAUGAGGACACAUAUUUACUCAAUUUUAAAGGCUAUAAUUUUGAGCAUUCUUUGGUUGAUAUUGAUCACCUAGAAAAUCUAGAUGAUUUUGAAAUUAGAGAUGAUGAUGUCUUCAUAAUCACAUAUCCCAAAUCUGGUACAAUUUGGACACAGCAAAUAUUAAGCUUGAUUUAUUUUGAGGAUCAUCGUAACAGAACUACACAUACGGAAACAAUGGAUAGAGCCCCAUUUCUGGAGUAUAAUAUUAGGAAAAUGGACUAUUCCAAGCGCCCGUCUCCUCGCCUCUUCUCCUCCCACCUUCCUUAUUAUUUAGUUCCAAAAGGCCUCAAGAACAAAAAAGCUAAAAUUGUUUUUGUCUACAGAAACCCUAAGGAUGUUUUAAUAUCAUAUUUUCACUUUACAAAAUUUUUGGUUACACUAGAAGAUGUAGAUAAUGUAGAGCAAUUCAUGAAAAGAUUUCUUGAUGGAAAAGUGGUGGGAAGCCUUUGGUUUGAUCACAUCAGAGGCUGGUAUGAGCACAGACAUAGUUUCAAUAUUCUUUUUAUGAGGUAUGAAGACAUGAAGAAGGACCUCAGAAGUUGUGUGCUUAAAAUCUGCAGUUUUCUUGAGAAAGAACUGAGUGAUGAAGCUGUGGAUGAUGUAGUGAGACAAGCCACUUUUCAAAACAUGAAAUCUGAUCCACAAGCAAAUUAUAAUAGAAUUUUAAAAGAAGAAAUUGGGAUAAGAACAGAUGAUGCUCGUUUCCUACGCAAAGGUACAGUUGGAGACUGGAAACAUUACCUGACUGUGGAGCAGAGUGAGAUGUUUGACAGGAUCUUCCAAAGGAAGAUGAAAGAUAUCCCUCUGAAGUUCACCUGGGAUGAAAAGGAGGAAUAGAAUUUUAAUCAGAGUCCAAAACAAUCAUAUAAAAGCUAGUAAUUGUAAAACAUGCUUUCAUAUUCUUAUUGAUAUACACCUUUCAUGUGAUUGUUAAUGAUAAAAUCUCAGUUCUUUAUUGACACUAUUAGUGAAAAAUACAAGUAUAUUUAAAUAAUGAGCAUACGUUUGAUAAGCUCUGUGAAUUGUAAAACAUUAAAACAUUGCUAAAAGGGAUUUAGUAAGUUAACUUGUAAUAGUAAUAGGCAAAAUAGAAAGCUGAUGCAUGAACUGUAAAUGUUUUUAGAAAAAUUUCUGUACUAGGGAUUUAUUUAAUUAUCCACAUUUUAAAUUUAGAAUCAGUUAAACAUUAUUAUUUUAUUUUUUUGUUAAACUUUAAUUAUAUGGCUUCAAAAACUCAUAUGACUGGAAAUGUUAUAGCAGAAGAAAUAAAUAACUUAAAUAUAAAUAUAUGCAUCUUUAUAAUAAUUUACUGUAUCGUGAAGUUUGUGUGGAUCAGUGGAUGAGGUAACCUAAAUUAUUUAAAUGUUUAAUUAUUUAACUUUUGGAAAUAAAAUAUAUGAUUAAUGAAAGUACAAAGGA